AUGUCGGAAACGCCUGAGCCAACCCGCCAAGCUUCGGCUGCUCCCGAGGCCCCGGCGGCUCCUGGAAGGUCUCCAGCUCCUGCGGCUGAGGCUGCCACUACCGAGUCAACAGCCUCUCCACCCGCUGCCACAUCCGGGCCAAUUCUUGACCCGCAGCAUUGGGCACAGGUCAAUGAGGAACAAGCACAGGCUGAGGCUGACGGGGCGGAUGAUGACAAUGCCGAUGCCGACUCAACCCUCGACCCGGAUAACGCCUCAUCCACUGCCUCCAUCACCUCUAGCAUUCUGGAAUACAGAACUAUCCAUGGUCGCACCUAUCACAGCGAGCAGGGCAAUGCUCAAUACUGGGCCUCCAACGACGAGCAGCAAAAUGAUUUAAUGGACCUCACUGAUUUCGCCGACCAAUACCCUGGCGCUGAGGUUAUCGGAACCGACCUCUCUCCCAUCCAGCCCUCUUGGGUUCCCCCGAAUGUUCAAUUGUCCAGCGAGAUCGAAGACUGUACUCGCGAGUGGACUUUCAAGUCCGACUUUGCCGAUUACAUCCACGUCAGAUGGUUGAUGGGUAGCGUACGUGAUUGGGACGCCUUCUUCUCUGAAGCCUACAGAGUCUGCAAGCCCGGCGCCUGGAUUGAAAGCCACGAAGCUUCCUGCAAUGUAAGCAGCGAUGACGGUACUGUCGCUCCCAACUCUGCUAUGGGUCACUGGGGUGAAUUCUUCAAAGAGGGCGGUAAGAAGAUCGGUACAAGCUUCAGCGUCGUUGAAGACGGUACUCAGCGCAAGGCCAUGGAAAAGGCUGGUUUCAUCAACAUCCAAGAAUUCGACUUCAGAAACCCUGUUGGCACUUGGCCCAAGGACCCCGUUGAGAAGCGCAUGGGUGCUUACUCCAAGUAUGGUCUUGAGACAGAUAGCGAGGGCUUCAUUCUGUUUAUGGCGCACACACUUGGAUGGACAAGGGAGGAGAUUCUUGUUUAUGUUGCUCAAUUCCGAAGAGAGAUUCGCUCUGGAAAGCAUCACGGAUACUUUGCUCAAAAGGUUGUUUGGGGACAGAAGCCUGAAACUACGACUGCUUAG
This is a messenger RNA of Fusarium musae, 1071 nucleotides long. RefSeq lists its product as uncharacterized. The record is from RefSeq and is a predicted model, not a curated record. Gene Ontology annotation, molecular function: methyltransferase activity. Bases 1 to 1071 code for a protein of 356 amino acids. NCBI's taxonomy places the organism in Eukaryota, Fungi, Ascomycota, Sordariomycetes, Hypocreales, Nectriaceae. The transcript has 6 exons.